Molecule: messenger RNA, 1698 nt
Organism: Tribolium castaneum (red flour beetle)
Lineage: Eukaryota; Metazoa; Arthropoda; Insecta; Coleoptera; Tenebrionidae
Exons: 3
Coding region: 569-1639 (356 amino acids)
Source: RefSeq, a predicted model, not a curated record
CACUUUUCACACCCAAAAAAAGGUGAUCAAAGCUACUUCCAGAGGAGGGUUAUUAUUAUUUUUUGAUGCAAUAUUUAUUUACUUGUUUAUUCAAUGUAAACAACACAUUUCUCUAUGCUUUCGCACUUCACUUUUUCGACCUCGGAAGUUACGGAUCACCCGUUCGUUGUACCGAGCUAGAUUCGUUAUAUUCUUACGUGCGGACGUCGAGCAGUAGUGAGAUGUAAGAACCGUUCAAAAAUAGUGAUCACUGUUAAACUUCCAGAGUUGGUUGUUUAAUUAUUUUUGGAAAAUUGUUGUUGCUGUGUUGUUGUUGUACCUCGGAAGUUGUAGAUCACCAACAACUCACACCCUCAUUUCGGUUAUAUACCAAAUAAGGAACGUCUAGCGUUAGUGAGAUGUAAAUAAAACAUACGAGGCGGCGUCAAAAACAAGUAAAAGGAAACGGGUUUCUCGACGUGAAACCUUCGAUUUAUUCAACAGAUUAAUGCAAUUAACACGGUUUUUAACCGAAAUUUUUCAGUGCACUGUUUUUUGACCUUGCCGUUCUAAUUAUUUUAUUAUUAGCAUGAGGAAAUGUGCUACAAAAACGAGACGCAAAACUUCGAAAGAAAUGGGCUUUUCUGGAUUAGUAGCGCGACUUUCAUCCAAUAAUUACAACCUGGGCCUCAGGAUGUUUCUCGGUCCUUUGGCGUUCCUCUUCGUCUUUUUCCUGCCUCGAAUCUCCGGUCAUGGCCGUUUGAUCGACCCACCAAGUCGGGCUUCAGCUUGGAGAUAUGGUUUCGAUACGCCUCACAAUUACAACGACCACGAACUCUACUGUGGAGGUUUUACGAGGCAAUGGGUGAAGAAUGAAGGCAAAUGCGGCGUCUGUGGAGACGCCUGGGAUUCGAAGAUUCCCCGAGCGCACGAAUUCGGGGGCACCUACGGCCAGGGCGUCAUCGUGCGCAAAUACACCGCCGGCUCUGUGAUCAACAUCCGCGUCGAGCUGACCGCCAACCACUUCGGCUACUUCACCUUCGCCGUCUGUCCCGACUUCAAACGCGCCACGCAAAAGUGCCUCGACAAGCACGUCCUCAAACUGGUGAAGCCCCAGGAGGGGGUCGACCACCACCACUCCACCCGCUACUACCCCAAAGAGGGCAACAAAGUCUACGAAAUGAAAUACCGCCUCCCGAAAGCCACCUGCGACCACUGCCUCUUCCAGUGGCGUUACAUCGCCGGGAACAACUGGGGCACGUGCCCCAACGGCACCGGCGCCGUGGGCUGCGGGCCCCAGGAGGAGUUCCGGGCUUGCGCCGACGUCACCAUCUCCGGGAAGGGCGUCCAGGAGAUGGAGGAGGACACCACGGAGGUGGAGGUGGAGGUGGCCACCACGACAGUGGCGGCGCCACCCAGUGGAGAAGAGACGCACAGUCCGAUCACGGCACUUGUUCUUAGUCUUGUGUCUUUUUUACUCGUAUUUUUGAUUUUGUCCCUUUUAUACAUUCACUUUUACCAAGUUGGUAAGCAGUUGAAGAGUUGGCUCAAAGGGGACAAGGACAAGGAACAAGCGCCCAUGCCGCCGCCUAGGACGCGGAGGGCGCGGAAUGUCGAUGGGCUUGAUGAGGUUGAUUUGAAGGUUGAAAGUGUGGCCUAACGGCUGGGACUGAUGCAAUAAUGUAUUUAUUAAGUUUGUAAAUAAAUUUUUUAUCACUC